Arachis ipaensis is the source of this 1008-nucleotide messenger RNA. RefSeq lists its product as uncharacterized. Lineage: Eukaryota; Viridiplantae; Streptophyta; Magnoliopsida; Fabales; Fabaceae. The record is from RefSeq and is a predicted model, not a curated record. Gene Ontology annotation, molecular function: nucleic acid binding; zinc ion binding.
AUGGAUCACGAUAAAGAAACUCCGAUUGUGGCGAAUUCAAGCUUCUCAGCUUCCGAUCUUCAGAACCUAGCUCGUGUUCUUGCGCAGAUCUCUAACCUCCAAUCUCAAAUCCCUCGCUCGCCGGUAAGCUCUAUUACUGAUCCUUCGAGCCCUUAUUUCGUGCAUCCUGAAGAGAAUCCAGGCAUAUCCAUCAUCAAUGUUGUGUUAACUACUCGAAACUAUGAUUCUUGGUCAAGAGCUAUGACAAUUGCAUUAAAAUGCAAGAACAAAUUUUGCUUUGUUGAUGGUAGCCUUCCGAAACCACAAGAAUCUGAUCCCAAUUUCAUGGCUUGGGAAAAAUGUAACGCUCUUGUAGUAUCAUGGUUUAUCUCAUCGAUCAGUGAGGAAAUUUUACGGAGUGUGAUAUGGAAUGAUAAUGCUGCUGAUAUUUGGCGCGAUCUUAAGCAUAGAUAUUAUGAGGGUGAUGUGUUUAGAGUGGCUGAUCUUGAAGAACAAAUGUUCUCUAUCAAACAAGGAGAGUUGAGUAUCACCUCCUAUUUCGCGAGACUGAAAGCAAUAUGGCAAGAACUUGACAGUCUUAGGCCAAUUCCAGAUUGCAAUUGUGGUGAAUCUUGCUCAUGUGGACUUGGCAUUGUUAGAAAUUACAGGAAGGAUAGUUACCUGGUGCGCUUGCUGAGAGGAUUAAAUGAUCAAUAUUCUGUUACAAGAUCUCAAAUCAUGCUAAUGGAACCAUUACCGACACUGAAUGAUGCCUUUGCACUUCUCACUCAACAAGAGCAACAAUUUGGAACCCUUGAUAUCCUAGAAGCCAAUGCUGUUUCAGCUGCUCAAACUACUGUUAAUGCCACCAUUGGUUCUCAAAGUUUUACUGUUCGUGGAAGAGGAAGCCGUGGCAGAGGUGGCAGGACUGGCAGACCACCUACUCGGAUGUGCUCUUUUUGUCACAAGAGUGGGCACCUUGUUGACACAUGUUAUAGAAAACAUGGGCUACCGCCUCAUCUCAAAUAA